AUGCUGAGAUGAGACCACUCAUGCAACCGGAUCCAAUCUGUGCAUCAUGUCAUGGCUCAUUCGUUGAGAAGAUAGAGGAUCCAAGCGAUGAUCCUCGGGAAUAUCAGCAACAUGCUCCGAGAGGCUCCGACGACGAAAUGCCCCCGAAUUUAGGUGGCUUGCUAGCUGCAUUGUCGGGAAAUCGUCGACCUCGUUCACCUACCUUCCCUCGUAGCUCUGAGGGUGGAACGGGUGACAUCCGCUUUGAGUUUCAUAGUGGGCCCAGUGGUGCCACAAGAACCUUGUUUCUUGGAGGUCCCAACACCCUCAAUCGUCCACACUCUCCGGAGCAGCGCGAUCAUGAUGUCCCAACCAUGUCUGAGUUCCUGCGUCGUGAAAAUCAAAGUGAUCCACGACAGCCCGGUGACAUCACUGGUCCAAUGAUGGCCCAAUAUCUACUGGCUUUACUUGGACACGGUCCCAUCGGUAGAGGAAUGGACCCUUUUACAGAACUGUUCACCCUUGGUCCUGAAGGAGGGGGACCGAGUGGACGAUGGGGUGACUAUGUUUUUAAUCAAGAGGCAUUGGAUCAAGUGAUAACACAGAUAAUGGAAAAUUCGGCUGCACGGCCUGUUCCAGCAACAGAAGAAAUCAUCAACAAUCUCCAACGAGAAAUGCUUGUGGAACGAUCCCCAUUAUUAGAUAGAGAUUGCGCCGUAUGUAAGGAACAGUUUCAACUUGGAACUGAAGAUCCGGAAGAGCAGGUUAUCGUGACUCUUCCAUGCAAGCACCCAUUUCACCAGCCUUGUAUAUUGCCAUGGUUGAAAUCUAGUGGGACGUGUCCUGUUUGCCGGUAUGCUCUUAUAGAGCAAGCACAACCGGCGCGCUCACCAGGCAGCCCCCCGGGACCAGGAAGCGGCCCCAGUGUUCGCCCAACAAGUUCAUCUUCAGUUCCAUCACGUCCACGAUCGCCCGGGAACUCAGGUCGUAGUGGGACUGGUGGAGGAUUAUUCCAGUCAUUAUUUGGGGGAAGCUCGGGCAGCUCGAGAGCGGCCGGCGGUUCUUCAUUUCAGUUCAGGAAUUCAAGUUCAAGAGGAGCGCGUCGCGCGGGAAUGUCCAAUGAGUCCCCGGACAGUACGCCGUCUUUCCCUGGGCGCUGGGACGAAGAAACAGACUAAUAGUGCCUUGUCUUCGUUUGUCAGACCAUGCGCGGAACACCUCCGUUGAAUGGAAUCGACUUUUUAUGCAUUCUGUUUCAAGAAGUCCUGGUAGCCUAUCUAGAUAUGGACAUUCUUCUUUUUCCUUCUUGCAAGUUGUAAAUAUAAGCAUGUUAUCACAUCCAUAGUACUAAGUAGGAGUUGAUCACGGGGAAGUUGACGGUCCAGCAUAGGAUUACCUAAGCGUUGCCAGCGUCUGGGACGAGCUGCGGACGGAAAAUUCUGGGGACGGUCGAAAAUGUAGUUUCGUUGAGCUUCCUAUGCGUUUCCUGGGGUGCGAUCGCGCU
Messenger RNA from Suillus paluster, 1483 nucleotides. RefSeq lists its product as uncharacterized. Gene Ontology annotation, biological process: protein ubiquitination. Gene Ontology annotation, cellular component: cytoplasm. The coding region runs from base 9 to 1157 and encodes 382 amino acids. The record is from RefSeq and is a predicted model, not a curated record. The transcript has 9 exons. Lineage: Eukaryota; Fungi; Basidiomycota; Agaricomycetes; Boletales; Suillaceae. Gene Ontology annotation, molecular function: ubiquitin protein ligase activity.